AUGUGCGCUAAUGUGCAGUGCGAGCUGCAACUUAUGGAUCGUUUCACGGAUAUCACAUCUUGCGCUGAUUUGGUUGAUCCGCUUCGCCGUUCGCUGUUGCCGUCGUUUUUGCAUACCUGGCCAUCUUUUGUUGGAUUUCCUCCUUCAAUUUUGAAUGUUGUCCCACAAGCAUCGGUGGUCGAUUUGCCUGUACGACCUUGUUAG
Molecule: messenger RNA, 204 nt
Organism: Gongylonema pulchrum
Lineage: Eukaryota; Metazoa; Nematoda; Chromadorea; Rhabditida; Gongylonematidae
Source: the annotation of a GenBank genome assembly